AACACUUUGUUGCGAGACGCGAGUUGUGUUUGUGUUGACGCAUCUGUUUUGGUUUUGCUCGACUGCCGAGGGAAGGAUUUUCGCAUACUUUCCUUACCAGCCCAGAAAUAUACUAAGGUUCUGUCGGUAUGUCUCCAACCGUUAAACGUCAGAAGUUCGUGGAUGUCGGCCUAGGCGCCCUACUGGACGCAGGAGAGGGCGCCGCAAUCACGCUGGUGGCUGGAGAAACCCAACUGGUGGUGCACAGGGCCGUCCUGGUGGCAAGGAGUCCCGUGUUUGAGGCCAUGUUCCGCCACGAAACACUGGAGGCCAGAAGAGGCCGGGUGGUGAUCCCGGACGUCGAGGGCCGAGUGCUGCGUCAGCUGGUGGUGUACCUCUACACCCUCCAGGUCCCCCAGUCUGCCAGCACGGCCCCUGAGUUGCUCGCAGCUGCGGACAAGUAUGGCAUUUCAGGAUUGAAGGCAGCGUGCGAGCAGCAGGUGGCUGCACAGGUGACCGUGGACAACGCGGCGGCCACAGCCGUGCUCGCCUUGAGGCAUUCGUGCCCCAGCCUCACAGAGGUCGCCGUCACAUUCAUCAAGUCCUACAGGGACCAGGUGAUGGCCACUGAGGACUGGGUGAAAGCUGUGCACCAUCAUCCUGACGCUGUACUCGAGCUGAUUAACCUGCUUACAGAUGACAGGAUGACCGCGCUGCACUGGGCAGUGCUCAGUGGACACCUAGAGGCAGUAAGGUGCUUGCUAGCCAAUGGGGCAGAGGUGGAUGCCAAGGACGUCGAUCGGAGGACGCCUCUGCACUUGGCAGUACAAAGUGGAUACCUGGAGGCAGUGAGGUGUCUGCUGGACAGUGCGGCAAAUGCAGGCGCCAAGGACGAAAUACACGUGACGCCUCUGCACAUGGCAGCGUACGAUGGACGCUUGGAUAUAAUGAGGUGUCUGCUGGCCCAUGGGGCGAAGGUGGGCGCUAGGGAUCGCAACCAGCGGACACCUUUGCACUGGGCAGCACAAAAUGGAGACCUGGAGGCAGUGAAGUGUUUGCUGGACAGUGGGGCACAGGUGGGACCCAGGAACAGUUGGCAUCUCACACCGCUGCAUUUGGCUACAGAGAGGGGCCAUAUGGCAGUGGUGCAGCUGUUGGCGCAAUCUUCUGCCGACCUCAACGUUAAAUGUAUAGAAGGCAGAACGGCGCUGCACAAAGCAGUACUGCAGUGCCACACUGAUUUGGUGUUUGUGCUUGUAGAGGCGGGGGCAAAUGUGAAGGUGGCAGAUAAGAGGAAGUGUACUGCAUUGCACUAUGCUGCACUCGCAGGGAACCUGGAGAUGGUGAGAUGUCUCUUGGAGAGGGGGGCAAACGUCGGCGCGAAAAAUAAUCUGCGUAAUACGCCUCUGCACUUGGCGGCAGAGAGGAGCCAUUUGGCUGUAAUGCGGCUGUUGCUGGCAUUUUUUGCUAACCCUAACGCCAAAGGUCGGAUGGGGCGAACACCGCUGCACCAUGCCGUAUACCGUACCAAUAAAGAGAUGGCAGCUAUGCUGCUGGAGGCUGGUGCGAGUGAGGGGAUCAGUGACGACAAGGGGAGGACGCCCCUAGAAGCUGCCACACAGCGGAACUUCCGGCUGCAGGUGCUGCAGAUCCUGAAAUAAAUCUUACAGCCCAACAACGUUUGUGAACCUCUCUACUUCUCUUUUUUGUAUUUUUAAAUAGAACACGUCCAAAGAAAAUAAUAUUAUAGUCACUCGGUUUUGUAUUUAUUCAUUAGUCACUCUUUUGUAUUUAUUCAUACUUAGCUGAUAUAAUUAGUCUAAAAACACUAUAGUCAAAGAAGCAAGAACCUAGAUUCUAAUAUAAGCCUCAAGGGGCACCUUCUUUAGUAGUAUUCUGAAACUAUUUCUACCACAAAUUUUUCAGUAGUACAUGUGAAUUAACCAAUACUAUAACACUCACCUUGUUGCUAAUAAACAUCGUUUCCCUAUAAUAUGUGAUUGCUGAAAAACAGUUUGUACCAGCUUAUUUCGUGCUGUGCGGAACUUACGUUGCACCUUACCCUCUUCUUUCUCAUGUUCAUUCUGUGGUAGAAACCUACCUUUAGCUUGAUUCCAGACUGGAUUAAUGGCAGAAAGUGUCUCAUAAUAUGUCAUCAUACACUCUGUUUACUUCAAAUCCAGUAACAUUGUAAGUAAAAAGGUAGGUAGUGUGUAAUGCAUAUUGGCAACCAGACUCAAUUCUAGGAGUGCAAAAUGCCAGAGUAGCAAAUGGAAAGGCCCGGCUAUACGUGGGGCUAUCAACCACCAGUAAUAUUAAUUUGCUCACAAACGACUGUCUGUAUGCGCCCCAUCAUAACUGUGAAAAAGACAUUCAGCCAUCAUCUUUCUUCCUCUUUUGCCACAUGUUCUUUCUGAUGCUGAUGAGUGCCAGCGGUUCAGCUAGGCGUCAUACCAGCAGAGCUUCCACAAAUGGUAUGCACGAACUUGACAGGUGUUGCUCCAAAUAGCUUUCCUUGUUUGGCCAUAUGUCUCCUGUACUAUCGCCGGAUGAGCUGUACAAUUGGUAAUUGAGUAUUAGGAACUUGAUUAGGUAUUCAGAUCACUUUCUUGAACACUUCAUCUGAAAUAUUUGAAUCUACACAACAAAAUACACAAAGGGGAAGGGAGCUUGUAGAAUUCAGAAAAUGUUUCUACUCAUGUGAUAAACUUAUUGACUACCAAAAUUAAUAUUAGAAGUUUUUCACUGACACUCAAAAUCUUCAAAUGGGAUUACUGCAGACAAACCAGUCAGCAUUAUCUCACAGCAGAGCAACCUAAAUUAUGAAAUUUAGCUCCACAAUUGUGAGAUAGCGAAACCAUGACCAAAUUAGAAUGAAACAUGAACUCAAAAUGCUUUUUUAAAUUAAAAAAAAGCAUAACACACGUGAAAUAUCAAACAGAUUUCACUAAAUUACAAUUUGAAUCUGAUGCACAUAUGACAGAAUAUUACGCUUGUGACACUAGUGAAGAUGGGAAGAAGAAAGGCAGUAAAAUAUUCCCAACUUUUGCUUGCAGAUGAAGUAAAUAUUUGUAAUGAAUGUUGUAGUGUGUGAUAAGUCAGUGAUUGCUAAGCUGAUUAAAUGAAUUGAGGAUUUUGUCAAUGGGUGUUUUACAGUUUCAUCCAUUGUUUAAGCUUAAUAAUACUACUGCAAUCGUGAAGAACAGAAGCUGUUCCACAACACUAACCCACACCCUAGACAUUAUGUAUCUAAAAUGUUAGUAAUGUGACACAUUUAUUAUGUAUACUAAUGUUCUUUCUGACAUGACAUAAAACGUUAAGUCUGAAUAUAAGUUUCAAGUUAUCAAAAAUGUUUUCAGUAUAAGUAGCCCAGACAUAUGUGCAGUGAACAGUUGGUAUGCUGUAAGAAAGGACCAUUGAUUGUUCACAAAUCCUUCAGCUAAGUAUGACUCGUGUAAAAAUUUGAAGACUGUACGUCUUUACAGCUUUGUAUGUCAGACAUUUGUGCUCUGCAAAACACUAUACAAAGCAAUUCAAAAUUAGCAUAGUGAUUACAAGUGGCUAUAAUUAUUUAAUACUUAGUCACAUAAUUAAGACUUAAAGAGAUUGUAAAAUAAAGUUCAAUUUUUUUUCAUA
This is a messenger RNA of Schistocerca gregaria, 3615 nucleotides long. Its product is annotated as serine/threonine-protein phosphatase 6 regulatory ankyrin repeat subunit A-like. The record is from RefSeq and is a predicted model, not a curated record. Bases 129 to 1640 code for a protein of 503 amino acids. Gene Ontology annotation, molecular function: protein binding. NCBI's taxonomy places the organism in Eukaryota, Metazoa, Arthropoda, Insecta, Orthoptera, Acrididae. The transcript has 3 exons.